AUGUACGGCGGCCCACACCAGUCAUCCUCCAACACAGCCUACACCAGUCAUCCUCCAACACAGCGGGGCACCAGUCAUCCUCCAACACAGCCCACACCAGUCAUCCUCCAACACAGCCCACACCAGUCAUCCCCCAACACAGCGGGGCACCAGUCAUCCUCCAACACAGCCCACACCAGUCAUCCUCCAACACAGCGGGGCACCAGUCAUCCUCCAACACAGCCCACACCAGUCAUCCUCCAACACAGCCCACACCAGUCAUCCUCCAAUAAAGCCCACACCAGUCAUCCUCCAACACAGCGGGGCACCCAGGCCAUCCUCCAACACAGCCCACACCUGGUCAUCCUCCCAACACAGCCCACACCAGUCAUCCCCAACACAGCGGGGGCACCAGCUGACCUCCACAGCCUUACAGCCUGUGAGGUGUAA
Homarus americanus (American lobster) is the source of this 429-nucleotide messenger RNA. Its product is annotated as 36.4 kDa proline-rich protein-like. Bases 1 to 429 code for a protein of 142 amino acids. The transcript has a single exon. NCBI's taxonomy places the organism in Eukaryota, Metazoa, Arthropoda, Malacostraca, Decapoda, Nephropidae. The record is from RefSeq and is a predicted model, not a curated record.